This is a messenger RNA of Cottoperca gobio, 2306 nucleotides long. RefSeq names its product keratin, type II cytoskeletal 8-like. Gene Ontology annotation, molecular function: structural constituent of skin epidermis. Gene Ontology annotation, biological process: intermediate filament organization; keratinization. Lineage: Eukaryota; Metazoa; Chordata; Actinopteri; Perciformes; Bovichtidae. The record is from RefSeq and is a predicted model, not a curated record. Gene Ontology annotation, cellular component: keratin filament.
UCCUCUCACACCACCUCAGUGCUACAGACUCCCUCUGUGAUCAUGUCCGUCAGAGGCUUGAAGACCACCACCUUCUCCACCGUGUCCUCCGCCAGGGGCCCAUCCCAGGGCUUCAGCAGCCGCUCCUUCUCCGGCUACGGUGGCCAGAGUGUGGGCAGUGGAAGGCAGAGCUACGGUGUCCGCAGCUCCUAUGGGGGAGUGGGCAGCUGUGGUGCUGCUGUGGGUGCUGGGGGGUAUAAAGUGGCCGGUGGGUAUAUUGCUGGGGGGUCAGGACAAAGAGGAGGUGGAGUAGAGUUUGGCUAUGUGGGCUACGGUGGAGGUAUGGGAGGUGGCAUGGCCAAUGAAAUGGUAUCCCCUAUCACAGCAGUGACCGUGAACAAGAGCCUGCUGGCCCCCCUGAACCUGGAGAUUGACCCCAACAUCCAGGCGGUCCGCACCCAGGAGAAGGAGCAGAUCAAGACCCUCAACAACCGGUUUGCUUCCUUUAUUGACAAGGUUCGCUUCCUAGAACAGCAGAACAAAAUGCUUGAGACAAAGUGGAAACUUGUGCAGGAACAGACCACGUCUCGCUCUAACGUCGACUCCAUGUUCGAAGCCUACAUUGCCAACUUGCGUAGACAGCUGGACAGCUUGGGUCAUGAAAAAGUCAAACUUGAGUCUGACCUGCAUAACAUGACAGGUGUGGUUGAGGACUUCAAAAACAAAUAUGAGGAUGAGAUCAACAACCGCAAUGAGUGUGAGAACAACUUUGUUCUCAUAAAGAAGGACACUGACGCGGCCUUUAUGGUCAAAGUGGAGCUUGAAGCCAAACUGAAUGGGCUCUCUGAUGAGAUUGAGUUCCUGAGGCAGAUCUAUGACACUGAAAUCAGCGAGCUGCAGGGUCAGAUCAAGGACACAUCUGUUGUGGUGGAGAUGGACAACAGCCGUGACCUUGACAUGGACGCCAUCGUCGCUGAAGUGCGUGCCCAGUAUGAAGACAUUGCCAACCGUAGCAGAGCCGAAGCUGAGUCAUGGUAUCAGUCUAAGUAUGCAGAGAUGCAGCAGUCAGCAGGUAGCUAUGGUGACGACCUAAAGUCCACCAAGGCUGAGAUGGCUGACAUGAACCGCAGGAUAAUGAGGCUCCAGUCUGAAAUUGACAUGGUUAAAGCACAGCGAAACAGUUUGGAAGCUCAAAUCGCAGAGGCUGAGGAGCGUGGUGAGCUGGCAGUAAAGGACGCUAAACUCCGCAUCAGAGACCUGGAGGAAGCGCUCCUGAGAGCCAAGCAGGACAUGGCCCUUCAAGUCCGCCAGUACCAGGAACUGAUGAACGUGAAGCUGGCUCUGGACAUUGAGAUCGCCACCUACAGGAAGCUGCUGGAAGGAGAGGAGUACAGGUUAUCAACUGGAAUCAAGACCAAUAUAUCCAAGCAGACAUCUAUGAACUACAAUGCCUACGGCCUAGAGAGCUCCCGAACCCCGUCCUACGCCAGCUGCUCUUUCGGUGGAAUCAAAGCCAGCACCGGUUCAUUCGCUCCCCUCGAGGGAGCAACAGUAAAGAGCACCACAGUCACCAAGACAGAAACGGUGAUGAUCAAGGCCGAGGAGAAGAAGGAGGAGAAGGAGGAGCAGCAGCAGGUAGAAACGGAGGAGCCAGCUGCCGUGGAGAAGAAGGAGGAAGAGCAGGAGCAGGUGGAGGCUGAAGCUGAAGCUGAAGCUGUGGCUGAGGAGUGAUGUGUUUGUUCCUGUUUUUGUCAGAUUCAUGAUUGAUGAUAUUGGUCUUGAAAAGGAAGAAAAAGCACACCGUCUCUGCUUUAUUAUCCAGUUCUUUAAUGAUUUUGUCACCAAAGUGCCUUUACCAAAUACUGUUUCUGCUGUAAGAGGUGUAAACAAAGUUUCCCCGUCAGAUAUCCUUAAUGAAGAGGUGCUAAUGGAUGAGUCUUUGUUCAGGUUUCUGAAAACUCUUAAUAAAUUGUCAACUGCAGUACGUGUCAGUGCCUGUGGUUCAGUGAUCAAUGCACCACACUUGUUUAGCCAACAGGUGGCACUGUUGUAUUUGUUUUCCUCUGCUGCUCUUGAGGUUUGAGUAACUUAAAACACUGCUGUCACAUCAAGUAUACUGCUGAUAGGAGUCAUUUGGGGAAAACAAAAAACAUUGCCACGCUGAACUCCUUAUGCUAAACCUGCUGUACUUACAUUGUUUAGUAGGAUGGAAAUCUGUCACAAACGUCUACCAUCUUCUGCUUCGAAAGACCUUUUUCUGUGUGUUACUGUUGGCAAUACCUGGAGUCUUGUCUGUUUGCUCGACAAUAAAUCUUCUUAAAACACUA